GUCAUGCAAAGGAGACGAAAGAUGAAACCUCCAACUAAAAUGAUGAUUUUGCCCUUCGUUACGUCACCUUUUUGGCGUUCAUUUGCUGUAAUUGGAGAUGAUGUCCGAGAGUGAAUUGGGGAAGGAGAGGAAAGGGGAGGGGAGGAGAAGCGGUUCGGCGUCUUCGCAUCUGGCAUGCUAUUUAGAGGGAGAGGAAGGACGCCGAGGACGCUAGGAAAAGGCAAAGAAGAGCCACAAGGCCACAAAAGCUAGCGAGGCUUCGAGAGAGAAAGAGAGUAAAAAGCGUGGAGGGACGAGGAGAUGGAGAGAGUGGAGAGAGAGCGCGUGUGAGUCGUUGAGGCGGUUUCGGUUCGCGUGGCGUGCGAGCAAGCCCUUUGCUUUCCAUUAUAUAAUCCCCUCCUCCCUCCCUCCCCUCCCCCCUCCCUAACGACAGACACACCCAGCCGCAGCACCAGAUCGAGAAGGAGAUAUGGAUCGAGGGAGCAAGAAGAGAGGGAGAGAGGAGGCGGUGGCGGUGGUGUUGGCGGCGACGGAGGAAGAGAAGGAAGUUGUCGUCGGAGGGGUGGCGGCGGAGAUAACGAUGAGGAAGGGAAAGAGGCAGGAGAUAUCUGCGCCAUCGGCGUCGAGGGACGUGAUAUUCGAGGCCGGCGAUAUCUUCGAGAUCUCGGACGUGUACCGCCCGCCGGGGCUGUUCGAGUUCCCGUGGCAGAAGGAGGAGGACGGGGGGCUGCUCACGGCGGCGGCGGAGUCCGACGUCCGGGAUCUCCGGGACGUCUUCUUCUCGUCCCUCGUCGACGGGUGCUCCGCCACCAUCGGGUUCCCCGGCGACCGCCUCUCGCCGCCGCCAGGGCCAAUCGCAUUCCCGGGGGAUGAUGACGACGAGUCCUGGCCGUCCGAGGGUGACGACGAUGGCGUGGAUUGCAUCUGGAGCAUAGUGCUCCGCCAGCCGCUCACCGCCGUGUGCUGCAAGCGCUCCAGCCCUUGACAAACGCAAACAAGAGAAGGCCCUUUUUUUCUUUUUUACUCCUCCUUUUGUUUCCAAAUUUAGGCUUUUUCUUUUUACCUCCUUAUUUAGAAUCUUAGCUGUUGAGAUGUUGUUACAGGGAUGAUAACAUUUUAAGCUUGUUGUUUAAAUUUUACAAGGGACAUUUCAUUUGUAGGUGUAGAAAUCUUUUGUUCCAGAGAAGUUCAAGAAUUUUGUAGAAAAAUAUUGGAGAGCAAGUUUGAGGA
Phoenix dactylifera (date palm) is the source of this 1230-nucleotide messenger RNA. RefSeq lists its product as uncharacterized. NCBI's taxonomy places the organism in Eukaryota, Viridiplantae, Streptophyta, Magnoliopsida, Arecales, Arecaceae. The record is from RefSeq and is a predicted model, not a curated record.